Messenger RNA from Thlaspi arvense, 1812 nucleotides. The record is from the annotation of a GenBank genome assembly. Lineage: Eukaryota; Viridiplantae; Streptophyta; Magnoliopsida; Brassicales; Brassicaceae.
AUGUUGGAUGGAGUUGAGAUUAAGGUGUUUGAUACACCAGGUCUGAAGUCUGGUGUGAUGGAUCAAGCUUUCAACCGCAAAAUCUUGUCUUCCAUAAAGAAGGUCACCAAGAAAAGUCCUCCAGAUAUUGUCCUAUAUGUGGAUCGUCUGGACACUCAGACUAGAGAUCUUAAUGACCUUCCAUUACUAAAGACAAUUACCAGUUCUCUUGGCUCGUCUAUCUGGCGAAGUGCUAUAGUUACCCUCACACAUGCUGCGUCAGCACCACCUGAUGGACCAUCUGGUUCCCCAUUGAGCUAUGAGGUUUUUGUUAGUCAAAGAUCCCACGUGGUUCAGCAGUCCAUUGGACAUGCUGUGGGUGACCUGCGUAUGAUGAGUCCUAGUUUGAUGAAUCCUGUUUCCCUUGUUGAAAACCAUCCUUUGUGUCGUAAGAACAGGGAAGGCCACAAGGUGCUCCCCAAUGGCCAGACAUGGAGGCCACAGCUGUUGUUGUUGUGCUACUCUAUGAAGAUAUUAUCCGAAGCGAACUCUCUAUCAAAACCUCAAGACCCGCUUGACCACCGGAAGCUCUUUGGCUUCCGUGUUCGCUCCCCGCCUCUUCCAUACAUGUUGUCCUCGAUGUUGCAAACUCGGGCCCACCCGAAACUUUCCAGUGACCAAGGUGUUGAGAAUGCUGAUUCUGAUAUUGACUUGGCUGAUUUGUCAGAUUCUGACCAAGAUGAAGAGGAGGAUGAAUUUGAUCAGCUCCCACCAUUCAAGCCUCUCAGGAAAGCCCAGAUUGCUAAGCUUUCCAAGGAACAGAGGAAGGCGUAUUUUGAGGAGUAUGACUAUCGGGUGAAACUCCUUCAGAAGAAACAGUGGAGGGAGGAGUUGAGGAGAAUGAGGGAGAUGAAGAAGAAAGGGAAAGAUGCUGCUGUGGAUGAGUAUGGUUUCAUGGGUGAAGAUCCUGAUCAGGAAAAUGGAAGUGCAGCACCUGUGGCUACUCCAUUACCUGACAUGGUCUUACCACUUUCCUUUGAUGGUGAUACUCCGCAGUACAGGUACAGGUUCUUGGAGCCAACUUCGCAAUUUUUGGCUAGGCCAGUUUUGGACACCCAUGGUUGGGACCAUGAUUGCGGUUAUGAUGGUGUCAACCUUGAAUAUAGUCUAGCCAUUGCCAGUCAAUUUCCGGCAGCAGUUACUCUCCAAGUCACUAAGGAUAAGAAAGACUUCAGCAUCCAUUUGGAUUCAUCAGUGUCUGCCAAACAUGGAGAAAAUGGAUCAAGCAUGGCAGGCUUUGACAUCCAAAACAUUGGAAAGCAACUUGCUUACAUCAUCCGAGGUGAAACCAAAUUCAAAAAUUUAAAGAAGAAUAAAACCGCUGCUGGGAUAUCAAUUACUUUCUUGGGUGAGAAUGUUGCUACGGGAUUGAAGGUGGAGGAUCAGAUUGCGUGGGGAAAGCAGUGGGCUUUGGUGGGUAGUGCUGGGACCAUCCGAUGUCAAGGCGAUGCGGCAUAUGGAGCCAAUUUUGAGUUGCAGCGGCGGGAACUUGAUUACCCGAUUGGCCAAAUUCAGUCCACAUAUGGGCUUUCUUUGAUUAAGUGGAGAGGGGACUGGGCUUUGGGAUUCAACACGCUGGCUCAGUUUUCUGUUGGGCGGAAUUCAAAGGUGGCUGUUCGUGCAGGAAUAAACAAUAAGCUCAGCGGGCAGAUAACUGUUAGAACAAGCAGCUCAGACCAUCUUUCUAUUGCACUAGCAGGUAUUAUUCCACUUGCCUCUGCUGUGUACAAGAAGCUCUGGCCCGCUGCUGGUGAAAAUUACUCAAUUUAUUAG